Messenger RNA from Clarias gariepinus (North African catfish), 634 nucleotides. RefSeq names its product guanylate cyclase activator 1g (gene guca1g). The record is from RefSeq and is a predicted model, not a curated record. NCBI's taxonomy places the organism in Eukaryota, Metazoa, Chordata, Actinopteri, Siluriformes, Clariidae. Bases 1 to 618 code for a protein of 205 amino acids. Gene Ontology annotation, cellular component: cone photoreceptor outer segment; photoreceptor inner segment. Gene Ontology annotation, biological process: visual perception. The transcript has 5 exons. Gene Ontology annotation, molecular function: calcium sensitive guanylate cyclase activator activity; calcium ion binding.
AUGGGUCAGGAGCAAAGUGACUCUGACAAGGAGGUAGAAGUGUCUCAAAUUCAUUCGCUUUACACCAUUUUCAUGAGGGAGUGUCCCAGUGGAGCGCUGCAUCUCCACGAAUUCCGCAGAAUCUUUGGAGUCCAGAGUUCUUCCGAAGAAGAGGCGCUUUUUAUGAAGAUUUUAUUUCAAUCUUUUGACCAGAACAAGGAUGGUAUUAUAGACUUCCUCGAGUUCGUGGCAGCUGUGCAUCUCGUCUUGAGGGGAAAACUGCAGGAUCGGCUCAAGUGGUCUUUCAAAGUGUAUGACAGAGAUGAAAAUGGGAAACUUGACAAGAAUGAAGUUAAAAACAUUAUUAAAAUCAUUUGCAAGCUCAAGAAAAGAAGCAUAAACAUGACACCUGAUGACGUAUGUGACAGAAUAUUUGAGCACGUGGACCAAAACAAAGAUGAUCAGAUUUCAUUGUCCGAGUUUAUGACUGGCGCACAGAGGGAUGCCUGGAUUAUGGAUGUGCUUAAACUCGAUGUGCGUGCCAGCAGCUGGUUCAAAAACAACUGGAGAAAAAAAGAAAUGACGUCAAAGGGUUUGACAGGAAAAUCAAUUGGUCACAGCAGCUCUUGUAAAGAAUGACCUGCAGGAUCCUGAA